Messenger RNA from Parasteatoda tepidariorum (common house spider), 1890 nucleotides. Its product is annotated as mitochondrial ribonuclease P protein 1 homolog. Gene Ontology annotation, molecular function: tRNA binding. The record is from RefSeq and is a predicted model, not a curated record. NCBI's taxonomy places the organism in Eukaryota, Metazoa, Arthropoda, Arachnida, Araneae, Theridiidae. Gene Ontology annotation, cellular component: nucleus; mitochondrion; nucleoplasm. Gene Ontology annotation, biological process: positive regulation of mitochondrial translation; mitochondrial tRNA 5'-end processing.
UAAAAUUAUUGAUAAAUUGAUUAUUUGUUUACGUUCUCGUUGAUAGAAAAUGAUUGCUAACUGAUAGCAGCUGAAAACGAAGAUGUUAAGAAAUGUCUGGAGUCUGCAACUUAUGUCUCUGCUUAUCGUCUCUAAAAUAAAGUGUUCUUCCAAUUUUUAAAUGAAGCUAAUGCAGAAUUUAUUUUCAAAAUGUUUUCAAAGCUCUGUGCACAUAUAUUGUUCAAGUUUCGUAGGACAGAGGUUUUUUUCAAGGAAUUCAAAUCUUUCAAAUGGACUACUAAAUAACUCAACUAUAAUUAUUAAAAAUGAAUAUUUUAGGACUGAAAAAGUCACUUUUGAAUGUUUGUCAAAGUUUUUUCCCUUUCCAGAACAUGAUGAGAAAGUGAUGAAAAUAAUAAACGAAAUAAAUAACGCCAUAGAAAGAAAAAGACGUUGUCCAGAAUUUUUAAAUCCUACCGAGUUUCACGAGUUAUAUGUUUUAGAAACUAAGUCUCAGCGAUCGAAAUAUUUAAGUUAUUUAUUUAAACAAGAAAAACUUAAAGAGAAAGAUAAGUUAAUUAAAGAAGAGAAGAAAGAAACAUCAAGAAAGUUAAAAAACGAGACUAGUUUUAAUUGCGAUUUUUCAAAAUAUGGGCUUGGUUGUAAAACAUUAUUAAUUAACAUUCGUAAGAAGUCCAUAAACAAGUUUCAUAAUCAGCGAUUAGCUAACUCUGUAUUAUUUGGAAAUAGAAUUGUGAUCGAUUUAGAUUACGAUGACUACAUGAUUGAAAAGGAAAGAAGGUCUUGUGCUGCUCAAUUAAGACACAUAAUUGUUGCUAAUAAAAAUAAUCACAAUCCAUUUGAUUUGUACUUCUGUAAUGCUAACCCUACUUUUAAAUGUGUUCAGUAUCUUAAACAUGAUGUUCCCAACAUCGAAGAUUCGCUUAACACAUUCUAUGACGAAAGUUAUUUAGAUAUUUUUCCAAGUGAACAGUUGGUGUAUCUUUCACCUCAUGCCAAUGAAUCAUUAAAAAGUUUUGAUCCAAGUGCUAUUUAUAUCAUAGGUGGAUUUGUAGAUGUUGUGAAGAAAGAAAAGAUAUCUACAGAAAAGGCAUUUACUGAAGGAAUCAAAAGCUAUUCAUUACCUUUAGAUGAUCAUAUCAAGUGGAAAUCAGGUUCUAAAAGUCUUACUAUCAAUCAAGUUUUUGAAAUUAUGCUGAUUUUGAAAAACACUGGUGACUGGAAAAAGGCAUUUGAAUGCAUCCCAAUUCGAAAAACUAAUGAUACAAAGUCUUCAGAAGAAAACCAACAUUCAAAAAAUGCUUUGAAUGUUGAAGAGCAAGUUUUGCAGACUAAUUGAUAUUGUAACCAUUAACGUGUGUAUGAACUCUGCAGGCGCAACAGGAAGUGAAAUUUAAGUACCUAAAAACUUUAUUGAAUCGUAGAAAAAUAGAUUUCGGUUCCCUUUUUAAGUUUUCCUGGUCAUAAACCAUUCAAAUUAUUGGUAUAUGUGUUAUGUCUAAUAGCUAUUUGUUGAAAGAAAAACAAAAUGUUCACUUUAUACAAUAAAAUAUAUUUUUUUUAAAUAUAUAAGGCGAUGUUGUUUAGUCUUAGUUUGUUUGGAAAAUAUAAUUGAUAAAAAGUAAGAUUCUCAAGAGCCCCUGGCAUAAAGACUGUAUUAAUUGCACUAUUACCUUGACUAUUAUCAAUUAAUAAAACCCUAGUUGACAAAGAAUAUUUCUAAGUUUAAUUUCAUUUCAUUCACUAUAAAUAAAAUUUAUUGGAUUUUAUUUAGAAUGUUUUUACUUUACUAUAUUCAAUUCAAAAUAAUAGCCGGUGACUUGACACAGUUUCUGUGUCAAUUGCAUAUUGAAUACCUCCAUUAUGCAAAUAAACUGUAUUGAAACCAAA